AUUGAUAAACUAUACACAAAGAUUUUACUAUCUCAUGAUGUUACAAAUUGUUAUUUUUCAAAAUUUCUUUUAGAUUUCACCAAAUACUAAGAAAAUAAACACAACAUGUCUUGUGAUUGGCCAGUCUUUCAGUGUUCUGUCGACUGUGAUUGGUUGUCGCCAGCGCUAUAUAGGAACACUGGAGCCCAGGGAGGGGACAUUAACUUGUAUCUACCUGAGGCCAUCACACCUGUCAACAGAUGAUGGAUAUCAAGUCAUCAUUUCAUCAGCAAUCCCAAGAGGCUGAAAAGCAGCAAACGGAAUCUGACCUCGAGAGUUGUGACCUUCACCCCAUAGAACCAGUCAAAUUGAGGCUACCCAACUACAUUCGCCACUCGAGUCCCUCACCACUCAGAUUUGCAGCAGAUGGAGCCUCCCCAUCCACAUCUGAUCCACCACCAGCAGAUGAACCACUUCUUCCCAGACCUGCAAUAUCUCCAAGGUGGCCAAGAUACAGAGUUUCAAGAUCUCGGCGUCUCUCUCGAUGUGAGAUUCUUGAGUCCAGUCCAACUCCCCUGAGACUGCAAGACAAAAUGCAACAUGUGCAGUAUCUCACCCGAUCUCGUACCAGAUCCCCAAGUCCUUCACUUUACAUGUUGACAAACCGCCAUCUUGAAUCAGGAUAUCUCACUCGAUCUCGAGUAAAGUUGUGGAAACAGCUAGCAAAACAGCCAUGUCCUGUCCACGGAAAAAUUAUUUGCAGGCAGCUUCCUCGUCAUCAGUCAACACCAAAACUCCAAUCUGGACACAUUGCCAACCAUCAACAGUCCCAGCACAGUCCUAUUUAUACUGGAGUCAGAAGAGAUCUCGGAAAGUUUUUCUCCGGUGGUGUUCAACACAAAAAUGGGCCUGCAGCUAAGUACAUUCCAACCCCACAAAGAUUGAAGACCAACUCAAAGAAAAUAGAAACAAAAUCAAGGAGGAAAAGCUUUCUCACCAACAUUAGAAAACUUGCCACCAGGUUCCAGAAGAGUGUUUCCAAAGCUAUCCACGGAAGGCAGACAGUGGAUGUGUGCAACUCCUCCAAUGUAGAGCAUGCCAGUGAUGUUCAGUGGGUGGAGCUUAACUCCAAGCAAAAACAAAAUUACUUCAAAGGUUCCACUGAGGACCUGGAUUCUAGUCGGCACAUCAUCAGAUGCUUCAAGGUUAAAAAGGUUAAGUUCAACAAACUGAAUCCUGCCAAAGCCCACAUCAGACGACUCAUGAAGGAGAAGCAGAAGAGAGCACUAUCUACUCCAGCCAGAGCCAAACGACUCUCCAUGCUGCAGUCUCCCAGCAAGAUGCCUCUUGAUGAGAUGCAUAAUGCAUCAAUAGAGACCAGUUCCACACUUCAACAAGAAGGAAAUGGAUUGGACCUGAAGAAAUACGGCAUAGUAGCAGAUCAUGUUCAGGGCUGUCCUGUUUCACCAUUACACCAGACUGUAAGAGUUAAUCCAUUGCCAAAACCUGUGUCACCUAAAAGACAUUCUCCGAGGUCAGAGAACCAGCUACCAAAGAUCCCACCAAUCAUCAUCAAGGAGACAGCUGUUGUAACAAGCAAAGCUAGCACCGAGAGCCAGAAAGUGUCUCCUCUCGUCAUCAGUAAGAUCAGAACUGUUAUUAAUCCCCUUCCUCCUCAGCAUGUGGACACAAGUAGCCUAGAGUCAUCAUGCAACACCUCUAGACAGACAGAGACCAGCAUCACAUCCUCCCAAUAUUCACAGGAACAGUCCAUCUGCAGUUCCCCCUCACUGUUCAUAAAUAAUAUUGUAACUCAGCCAAAUACUUUUGCAUCUACCACACCUCGUCGAAGGGACUACACAUGGAUCUCCCCAAUGAUACAGUCCAAAGUAGAUAAGAUUCUACAAGAGCCUACUUUUGAGCUGUUGUCUGCGUCUAGACAGACUUUGUCAUCUUCAACCACACUUCCACCAUUACAGCUGUCCCCAAUAUCACCAGGCAAUUCUCAGAGGCAACCAGUACUUCAACCAAUCCAGUCACCCACAACAAGGCAGCUACACAUGAAAGAAGAAUUAGCUGCUGUAGUGGCACACAUGCCACAAGCUGCUCAAAAGUCAUACAUGCCCACACUAUCAGUAUUCCCCACUAGUUCCCAGCACCAGUUCAUGGCAUCCCCAACCCAUCCAUCAUCAAGAGCAAACUCUGCAAGUCAGUCCAACACACCUUCAGUUAAAACAGGACACCAGAAAGUCUCAACAGCUUCACCCAUGAUUAAGCAUCAGCAAGUGCCAAACGUAUCAGCGGAUACAACCAAAUUUCAGCAAGUGCCAACAGCUACAACUAUGGGAAAACAUCCUCAAGUAUCCUCUGAUUCAGCAUCAUCCCUAUCUAAGACUGUGUCAUCGACUGCCAUGACUGGACCUCAACAGAUGCCACCAAAUCCCCAUCCAUCCUGUGAUACACAUCAGUCAGUUUUGGUAACUAGUACCAAUACGUCAGUGCAAGAGGAAGCUAGCAACUUCCUCAGAUACUUUUACAAGUAUGGGAAGACAAGGAAACAAAUGAAAGCCUUGGUUGCCAAAACAUUGAGUCAUCAUGCCUUGCGACGAGAGACCAGCACAAUCAUUCUCAAUCAUCUUAUCAAUGACAGUCCUUUGACACAAUAUGAUAUUCUGACCAUCCAGCUUUUUUUAUAUCAACAGAGGAAAAAACAGGAAGAUAACUCAAACCAACAAAGUAUAAACCCUGUAUCAUCUGACAGGACUUCUGCAGAAAAAACAAAAUUCAAUCAUUCAUUUUUCCAACCUUUAACAUCCAAGAAGUCUGAUGUAGCAAUGAAGACAUCUAGAGGGUCCUUUUCAUUAUAUACUCCAUCUAUGUCCCCUCUAGAGGCAAUGUCCAGUGAGCUGACUACGCAAACAUUAUCACAACGUGUUUCUCAGUCAUCCUCUCAGAUGUCAGACCCUAAUCAACAACCUUCAAAAGUGCUACCAUCUCUAGAGAUUCGUCCUCAUUUGUCUACCAAGCAACAAUUACAGUUGCCAGUGUUGCAAUGUCUUCCAACACAGCAGAUGACAUCACGGACAUCCCAACCCCAGCAGGUGUCUACAACAGUGCACCAACCUCAACAAAUCCCUGUUCAGGUAUCAUAUUUCCAGAAGACAUCUCAAAAUAUGUCUUCACAAUCCCAGCAGAUGUCAACACAUACAGUUUUGUCUCAGGUGUCACCACCUCAACAGAUCAUUCCAUCAACACCCAAUCUUGCAGCAUUCACCAUGAUGACUCCUUCAAAUUCAGCCAGUGCUGUACCUGUAAUGGAGAUAUCAGCCAGCUAUUCGAUGCCAAAAUCACCUAUUGCUCCUGACACUCAUGUUGUCCUACAUGAUGCAUCUUUUGCUGCUAAACCACAUCACCAGAAUCCACACUCAACUGACACUUCAGAUGUCCUACAAGAGGCUUACUCCAACCUUGAAGGAGCUAAUCCACACUCCAUCAACACUUCUGAUGUCCUACAGGGUGCAUCUUUUGCUGCUAAACCACAUCACCAGAAUCCACACUCAACUGACACUUCAGAUGUCCUACAAGAUGCAUACUCCAACCUAGAAGGAGCUAAUCCACACUCCACCAACACUUCCGAUGUCCUGCAAGAUGUGUACUCCAACACAGAAGGAGCUGAUCCACACUGCACAGACACUUCUGAUGUUCCACAAGAUGCAUCUUCCAACUUAGGAGGUAGUCCACACUCCACAACCACUUCUGAUGUUCCACAAGAUGCAUCCUCCAACUUAGAAGGAGCUAGUCCACACUCCACAACCACUUCUGAUGUUCCACAAGAUGCAUCCUCCAACUUAGAAGGAGCUAGUCCACACUCCACAACCACUUCUGAUGUUCCACAAGAUGCAUCCUCCAACUUAGGAGCUAGACCACACUUCACAACCACUUCUGAUGUUCCACAAGAUGCAUCCUCCAACUUAGAAGGAGCUAGUCCACACUCCACAACCACUUCUGAUGUUCCACAAGAUGCAUCCUCCAACUUAGAAGGAGCUGAUCCACUAUCCACAAACACUUCUGAUGUUCCACAAGAUGCAUCCUCCAACUUAGGAGGUAGUCCACACUCCACAACCACUUCUGAUGUUCCACAAGAUGCAUCUUCCAACUUAGAAGGAGCUAUUCCACACUCCACAACCACUUCUGAUGUUCCACAAGAUGCAUCCUCCAACUUAGAAGAAGCUAUUCCACACUCCACAACCACUUCUGAUGUUCUACAAGAUGCAUCCUCCAACUUAGAAGGAGCUAUUCCACACUCCACAACCACUUCUGAUGUUCCACAAGAUGCAUCCUCCAACUUAGAAGGAGCUAGUCCACACUCCACAAACACUUCUGAUGUUCCACAAGAUGCAUCCUCCAACUUAGAAGGAGCUAUUCCACACUCCACAACCACUUCUGAUGUUCCACAAGAUGCAUCUUCCAACUUAGAAGGAGCUAUUCCACACUCCACAAACACUUCUGAUGUUCCACAAGAUGCAUCCUCCAACUUAGAAGAAGCUAUUCCACACUCCACAACCACUUCUGAUGUUCUACAAGAUGCAUCCUCCAACUUAGAAGGAGCUAUUCCACACUCCACAACCACUUCUGAUGUUCCACAAGAUGCAUCCUCCAACUUAGAAGGAGCUAGUCCACACUCCACAAACACUUCUGAUGUUCCACAAGAUGGAUCCUCUAACUUAGAAGGAGCUAGUCCACACUCCACAACCACUUCUGAUGUUCCACAAGAUGCAUCCUCCAACUUAGAAGAAGCUAUUCCACACUCCACAAACACUUCUGAUGUUCCACAAGAUGCAUCCUCCAACUUAGAAGGAGCUAUUCCACACUCCACAUCCACUUCUGAUGUUCCACAAGAUGCAUCCUCCAACUUAGGAGCUAGACCACACUCCACAACCACUUCUGAUGUUCCACAAGAUGCAUCCUCCUACUUAGAAGGAGCUAGUCCACACUCCACAAACACUUCUGAUGUUCCACAAGAUGCAUCCUCCAACUUAGAAGGAGCUAUUCCACACUCCACAAACACUUCUGAUGUUCCACAAGAUGCAUCCUCCAACUUAGAAGGAGCUAUUCCACACUCCACAACCACUUCUGAUGUUCCACAAGAUGCAUCCUCCAACUUAGAAGGAGCUAUUCCACACUCCACAACCACUUCUGAUGUUCCACAAGAUGCAUCCUCCAACUUAGAAGGAGCUAUUCCACACUCCACAACCACUUCUGAUGUUCUACAAGAUGCAUCCUCCAACUUAGAAGGAGCUAGUCCACACUCCACAAACACUUCUGAUGUUCCACAAGAUGCAUCCUCCAACUUAGAAGGAGCUAUUCCACACUCCACAUCCACUUCUGAUGUUCCACAAGAUGCAUCCUCCAACUUAGGAGCUAGACCACACUCCACAACCACUUCUGAUGUUCCACAAGAUGCAUCCUCCUACUUAGAAGGAGCUAGUCCACACUCCACAAACACUUCUGAUGUUCCACAAGAUGCAUCCUCCAACUUAGAAGGAGCUAUUCCACACUCCACAAACACUUCUGAUGUUCCACAAGAUGCAUCCUCCAACUUAGAAGGAGCUAUUCCACACUCCACAACCACUUCUGAUGUUCCACAAGAUGCAUCCUCCAACUUAGAAGGAGCUAUUCCACACUCCACAACCACUUCUGAUGUUCCACAAGAUGCAUCCUCCAACUUAGAAGGAGCUAUUCCACACUCCACAACCACUUCUGAUGUUCUACAAGAUGCAUCCUCCAACUUAGAAGGAGCUAGUCCACACUCCACAAACACUUCUGAUGUCUUACAGGGUGCAUACUCCAGCACAGAAGCUAAUCCACACUCCACUUCCAAAGUCCAACACAAUUCAUCAUCUAACACAGAGGCAGCUACUCUACAACAUCAGGAUUCACAUCCCAUGACCACCAUCGGAUCAAUGGUAUCCAGGAACAGAGACAUUAAUACCACUACCUCUCCAGCAAUGAUCAUCCCAAGCCUCCAUGUUCAUCAGACUGAGCAGACUCUCCAUGACGAUAUCUUUGACACUCAAUUCACCUCAGCUCCAAAGUCAAGGAAGCGUUUAUUUACAGAGGGACCAGUUGCAGAAGACACCUAUUCACUCCCAAUAAAGAAGAGACGAUUCAGCUACUCAGACUACCUUGCACAGAACAGGGCAUGGACCAUUUCCAGCAUCAAAUCCAACCCGGAUGUCUGUACGCAAUGUGAUGGCAUCAACGAGAUUCUCCAAGACACUCCAGAAAACCUAGGUCGAAACAACAACCCCAGACCUUCCGAACGUUCCCCAGAGACCCAACUAUUUUCCCUCAUGUGUACAGUGAAUUUCCGAACAGGAGGAAAACCUCACCUGAUGGCCAAGGAUUUAGUGUGGAAGUUGUUUACCAUCAAACAGCUUUACGGCAACAGAUUCUACAGCCUGGACACUGAGGUGACCUCCAGGAUCCAAUCGAUUGUCAUGGACUGGACAGAUUGUGAUCAGGACCACUGGAACAAAAAGUGUGUGCCGUUCAUCAAUCAGGCCAUCCGCCGGCUGUUCAACGAGAAACUUCGCAAGUACGAGCAUCUCCUGAACCACAGGUGUGAAGAUCAUGUGACAUCCCCUUCCAAAGGUUCAGCCCUGGAGCCCAUGUGAAGUCAGUGUUCUAUAUACUCUUUUACCACUCCUUUGUGUGUGUGUGCGACUUGUGUGAAUUACAUCAAAGUAGUUCAUUACAGUUAUCAUGAAAUAUCAUUGUGUUGUUUGCAAAAAGACAUAAUUUCAAAAUUUUUAAUUGAGCCACAAUCCAAAUAACUGAUAUAAAAUAAAAUCAUGGGACAUUGCCAAUACUACUUUUAACAUGAACAAUCUAUGUGCAUUUCUUGUGUAAAAUUUGAACUGUUAGGAGUUUCAUGAAUUUAAUGAAGAACAUUGUGUUUUCAUACAAGUCUCAUUAUGUUUUGUAGUGAGGAUAUUUUUAUGAUGUCAGAUGAAAUGUAAAUAUGACACGAAGUUAUAUGCCAUUAGUUCCCGCAAUUUCCUAAAUUGAAUUAUUUAUUCCUUUAUGUCAAAAGUCAUAUGCUAGUAGUUACCGUAAUUUCCUAAAUCAAAUGAAUUAUUUAUUCCAUUAUGUCACUAAGUUGUGUGCUAGUAGUUACCGUAAUUUUCUAAAUUAAAUGAAUUAUUCAUUCCAUUAUGUCACCAAGUUGUAUCCUGAGCCUAGUAGUUACCGUAAUUUCCUAAAUUAAAUGAAUUAUUUAUUUCUUUAUGUCACUAAGUCAUAUGCUAGUAGUUACUGUAUUUUCCUAAAUUAAUAAAUUAUCUAUUCCUUUAUGUCACCAAGUUAUAUUCAAGUAGUGACUGAAAUUUUCUAAAUUAAUAAAUAUAUUUAUUCUUUAUGUCACCAAGUUACCUUAAUUUCCUAACUUGAUAAAUUAUUUAUUCCUUUAUGUCACUAACUUUCCUACCUCGAUAUAUUAUUUAUUACUUCAUGUCACUAACUUUCCUAACUUGAUAAAUUAUUUAUUCCUUGAUGUGACUAAGUUAUAUGCCAGAUGUUACCUUAAUUUCCUAAUUUGAUAUAUUAUUUAUUCCUUGAUGUGACUAAGUUAUAUGCCAGAUGUUACCUUAAUUUCCUAAUUUGAUAUAUUAUUUAUUCCUUGAUGUGACUAAGUUAUAUGCCAGAUGUUACCUUAAUUUCCUAACUUGAUAUAUUAUUUAUUCCUUGAUGUGACUAAGUUAUAUGCUUGUAGUUACUGUAAUUUUCUAAUUUAAUAAAUCAUUUAUUCCUUUAGCACUAUGUUUUUUUUAAGGUCACCUGAUUCAUUCAGGUAACAUUUACAUUUGGUGGUCGUCUGUUAACAUUUGAACAUACAUGUACCCAACUUCUUCUCUGAAGUAAAUGACCAAUACAUGUAUUCAUCAAAUUUAGUAUGGAACAUAUUUAGGGUAAGGUAAACUAAAAUUGUGAAUUUCGUAAUUACUGCACCCCUAUGCCAGGGGGCCAAUACCUUCAAACUAAAAUGCUUUCUCAAAAAAUCCAAUUUAUUCUGGGACAAACAUGAUGAGCAAGGACACCUGUACCAAAUUUGUGAAAUGUGUUCCCUGGGCCAGGGGUUCUGGUGCUAGGAUAGAAUUUGUGAAAUGUGUUCCCUGGGCCAGGGGUUCUGGUGCUAGGAUGGAAUUUGUGAAAUGUGUCCCCUGGGCCAGGGGUUCUGGUGCUAGGAUGGGUUUAAAUCAUUCUUCAAAUAGUGAGAAUGCAUUAUUUCUUUAAAAAUAAUAGUGAAAUCGAGUACUGACAAAUUGAGUGAUUAUAAGAAGAGAGGUCUUUGCCAACAUUGUUAAAUUUAUGGCCCCUGGGUCAUGACAAGUAUUUAAGGCUUCAGAAAGCUGAAGAUGUGUUAUUCAAAAAAACCUGCUCAGAAUUAAAAUCAAAGAGUAUAUAGUAAACAUAGUACAUCUCCACAAGCAAAUUAAUAAUCUCUCUCAUUGAAUUGUUGCUCUAUUUCAAAGUGAACAUGAAUUCAUUUCACAAAAAAUCAU
Messenger RNA from Ostrea edulis (European flat oyster), 8543 nucleotides. RefSeq names its product mucin-2-like. NCBI's taxonomy places the organism in Eukaryota, Metazoa, Mollusca, Bivalvia, Ostreida, Ostreidae. The record is from RefSeq and is a predicted model, not a curated record. The transcript is spliced from 2 exons. Bases 240 to 6656 code for a protein of 2138 amino acids.